AUAGUAAUACCGAGUCAAAUGAAGAACUUCCCUUUGAACCUUUUUUUUCGCUAACUAACUUCCCCUUAACUAAUUCCACUAGGCAUGCACCCCCAAAUUCUCCCCCAAUAACUCAAAAAAGGUCACCAAUUUCGAAACAACUUCUCCUUUUUAAACAAUCAAACUAGCCACAAUUCUCAUCUCAAUUUCACAAAUCACAAGUAAAGCAUAUACAACUACUCCCUUUUUUUCCAAGUCCAAAAAACAACAACAACAUUUUUUUCAUCAUGACUUCCUCUAAAGCUUUUCUCUACUUGGUCUUUUUCUCUUCUUUUCAUUUCUUCACUGCUUUUUCCACUGAAUUCACUGUUGGUGGUGACAAAGGAUGGGUCAUCCCUAAAGAUGAUCAACUAUACAAUGAGUGGGCUGGCAAAAAUAGGUUCAAGGUUAAUGACACCUUAACGUUUGAGUACAAAAAGGACUCGGUGUUGACAGUGACUCAAGAAGAGUACGAGAAGUGCAAGUCGGUGCAUCCGAUUUAUUUUUCGAACAAUGGAAAAUCCAUAUUCAAAUUGGAUCGACCCGGCUUGUUUUAUUUCAUUAGUGGAGUAUCGGGUCAUUGUGAAAGGGGCCUAAAAAUGAUUGUCAAAGUAUUGGAACCAGCAAGCCCACCUGAUCAAGUUGCAGACCAUAGUACUGGGCCUUCUACUAGUGGUGCAGCCCACUUGGCUAAAGUUGUUGCUUCUCCAAGUCAUGUUGUUGUGUUUGUGGUUUCAUUAUUUGGAGCUAUUUUUAUUUAGUUUAUAAAUCCUGGAAAAACAUUUGUUUUAGAAUUUAGGUUGAGGUUUAGGUAGUGUGAUGCUAGGUUAAGGGAGGUGGGGCUGGGGUAAUAGCUAGGUUUUUAGAACUUAGUAUCAUUAGUUGUUUGGAUCUUAAUUGCUACUUUGAUUUUUGGAAUAAUUCAUUUCUUACCUGACGUCAGUUUGCGUAAGAAUUACGUGCAGUUAUAAGAAUAUCAA
Solanum dulcamara is the source of this 998-nucleotide messenger RNA. RefSeq names its product mavicyanin-like. The record is from RefSeq and is a predicted model, not a curated record. The transcript is spliced from 2 exons. Lineage: Eukaryota; Viridiplantae; Streptophyta; Magnoliopsida; Solanales; Solanaceae. Gene Ontology annotation, cellular component: plasma membrane. Bases 267 to 779 code for a protein of 170 amino acids. Gene Ontology annotation, molecular function: electron transfer activity.